This is a messenger RNA of Closterium sp. Yama58-4, 996 nucleotides long. Lineage: Eukaryota; Viridiplantae; Streptophyta; Zygnematophyceae; Desmidiales; Closteriaceae. The record is from the annotation of a GenBank genome assembly.
AUGGAAGACCUGGCUCAGCGAGCACUCCCACAACCAGCGGAUGGUGUUGACCCUGGUCGUAAUGUGGUUCGUCGUGCUCGUAGCACUCCACUCAACAAGCUCGCUACCUCGCUGAACGACAACGCAUCCGCGGCCACACUGGCGCUUCAAGCACAGAUUUCCGCCUUGCAGGGCAGCAUCGACACUCUAAACGCCCGCAUUGCGAACCUAGACCUUAUCUUGUACCUUAGAAUCUCCCGACCCGGCGGCGUUGCUCCGCAGGCGACACCUGUCGCACUCCAGUCGCGCAUCUCGUCGCUAAGAAGCAGCAUCCCCGCUAUCAACAAUCGCGCCACUUCCCUCAACACGGACCUGGCGGCCAUCCUCCCUAACCUCCGCACCUUGCUCAGUCAGCGAGUGGCGGCUCUCACUCAGAGGGUGGGUGCGCUGAAUGUGGACGUGUCGGCGCUCGCUGCGCAGGUGGACGCGCUGAUCGCCCCGCUGAGUGACGCCCUUGGCGUGGCGGACCUCGUGGCUUUGCUGCCACACCCAGCAGGCAUGCUGCGUGGCGUGCUCACCUCGUGCGAGGGCCUUCUCCCGGUGGGAGCAGCCAACAUCCAGAUCACCAAGAUGGGGUCGUCAUACGCGGUGGCGUACGAGCUGGUGGCGACGGGCAUGGCGGAGGCACCGCAGGCGGCGGCCAUCUACAGCGGCAACAGCACGUGCGGGCAGGCAGCCCCAGCCGUGGCGCUGCAGCUGCCCGGCACGUGGCAGCUGCUGAGCUCCGUGUCGUGGUCGCUGGCCAAUGUGCUCACUGUCGCGCCGGCGGACCUGGCGGACGUGCUCAGCGCCAUCCAGGCUGGCAUCAAUGGCCAGCUCUACAUUGGCUUUGCCGCCACCACCAGCAGCUUGUCGGGAAAGCUGCUUGCUUUGAAGGACAGGCCAAGGGAAGAAGGAUGUGUGAUCCGAGAGGGAACAUCACAAAUGCAGAUUCUUACGGUAGAGAGUGGUACAUAG